Messenger RNA from Colletotrichum godetiae, 540 nucleotides. RefSeq lists its product as uncharacterized. Bases 291 to 476 code for a protein of 61 amino acids. The record is from RefSeq and is a predicted model, not a curated record. The transcript has a single exon. NCBI's taxonomy places the organism in Eukaryota, Fungi, Ascomycota, Sordariomycetes, Glomerellales, Glomerellaceae.
GUUAAUAGGAGCCUUCGUCCUCAAGAACACAAAAGGUCCCCCUUGUCCAGUCUUUCCUCCUCUCCCGAAUCCCAUGUCCUCCCACCACCCACCCCACAUGUUGCCAGAGAGCUUCGUGCGGGGAAAGCAACCAAGAACAGUCGAGACGAAACAGCAUCCCAAAGUUGGUCACCAGACGAUUUCGCGCACAGCCGAUUGUUUCGUCUGUUGUCAACUUUGCUUGCUGCUCGCUCUGAUGUAGAGUUUUUUUUGUCUCAUGGGGAUGUUCAUGCUGUGGACCUCAACUUGAGAUGAAUGUAAAUUUGAUCUUAUCAAAGUAUGGGGAUGGUAAAAUAGGCGUUUUCUCGGCAUCGUGUCACUUUGGGCUCGCGUGCGGAGUUUCUCCUGCCCGCAACGACCCCCAAAAUGGAACGCUUCGAGUUCAAUCGCAUUCGCAAAAGAAGCUGUAUCACAACGUCACCCAGCUCAUUAUGUAGUCAAUCGUGUCAGUCCAUGACAGAGCCUCCUCACUUCCAGUGAACCAACCCCCUGCGAUAGCUU